AAAAACAUUAUAGCAGUAAUAUCACAGUGCGUUUUAAAUAAUCGAGGAAUCGGAAAGACUUUUGCUAAAUAUGUUUUUUAAUCAAAACAAAUUACGAAUCCGUGAGAUAUUAUUACCAGAUUAUCGAGGAAUGACUUUUAUCCGCUUAUCUCCUAGUCCCCUAGUGCUUACUUCUGAUGUUGAAAGGCCUCUACGUCAUAAAUUAACUCAUCGUGACGACAGAGUAAUCUCAGAUUCAGUCGCAUCGCACAUGUCGUGGUGAACCGUCGCAUUCACCAGAAUUCUAAUAUUUCUUCGGCAGGUAAACUCGAGGCGAGUUGCUUCAGUUACCUGUCACCUCGAUCCUGCGAUCGAAUCAUUAUAUCGCUUCUUCCACUGUCAAUUCGCCGUACACAUUGAUCUGCAAACAUGAUUAAGCAUAUGUACAGCAAGGAUUCUAGAGAUAUAGAAAAUUUACUGAGCAUCAAUCCAAAGUCCAAAAGUCACGCGACUCUCGUACCAUCAGCGCGUACCAAGCAAGACAAGCAGCACUGGAAGAGAAACAUCCAUGAGAAAUGUGACAGCUGCGUGUCGCUGACGAAGAACUUCGACGACAUCAAGCACACCACCUUGAGCGAGCGCGGGGCUCUGAGGGAAGCGGCGCGUUGCCUGAAGUGUGCCGAUGCACCCUGUCAAAAAUCCUGCCCCACGCAGUUGGACAUCAAGUCCUUCAUCACUUCGAUCUCCAACAAGAAUUACUAUGGCGCGGCCAAGGCGAUCCUCUCGGACAACCCUCUCGGUCUCACCUGCGGCAUGGUUUGCCCGACCAGCGAUCUCUGUGUGGGCGGAUGUAAUCUCUACGCGACCGAGGAAGGACCUAUCAACAUCGGCGGACUCCAACACUUCGCGAUGGACAUUUUCAAACAGAUGAACAUACCUCAAACUAGAAUACCCGGUCAGACGGUACCCCAUGCGAGCACGAAGAUCGCCUUACUGGGUUGCGGACCGGCUUCUCUCUCAUGCGCGACGUUCCUCGCCCGACUCGGUUACGAUGACGUUGCGAUCUUCGAGAAGGAGAAGUACAUCGGCGGUUUAAGCUCUUCCGAGAUACCGCAAUACCGGCUUCCGUAUGACGUUGUAAAUUUCGAGGUGGACCUCGUCAGGGAUCUAGGAGUGAAGAUCGAGUUAGGAAGAUCGCUGUCUGAAGAUGAUUUGACGAUAGAGAAUCUUCAAAAUGCUGGAUACAAAGCUAUCUUUUUAGGAAUUGGAUUACCAGAACCGAAGAGUGUACCAAUCUUCGAAAAUCUCACGGCAGAAAUGGGUUUCUUCACUUCAAAAAGCUUUCUACCCGCUGUCGCGAAAGGCAGCAAGCCGGGUAUGUGCGCCUGCAGGAGUAACCAGGAACUUCCGUCUCUUCAUGGCAAUGUGAUCGUCCUCGGUGCAGGAGACACUGCUUUCGACUGCGCCACUUCCGCUCUUAGAUGCGGUGCGAAAAAGGUGUUUGUCGUUUUCCGAAAAGGCUUCACCAACGUACGGGCUGUUCCAGAAGAGAUGGACCUGGCGAAAGAAGAGAAAUGCGAAUUUAUACCUUUCCAAUCGCCGAGACGAGUCGUUCUUCGCAACGGUAGAAUCGCCGCGGUCGAAUUUUGCAGGACUGAACAGAACGAGGAAGGCGAGUGGGUAGAAGACGAAGAGCAGAAGGUCAUCUUGAAGGCAAACUUCGUGAUUUCAGCUUUCGGUUCAGGAUUAUACAGUUCUGCUGUGAAGCGUGCCAUGGCGCCUAUUAAGAUGAACAGAUGGAAUCUGCCGGAAGUGGACGAGACCACGAUGGCCACUUCGGUAGCAGGUGUGUUCUGCGGAGGAGACCUGGCUGGCGUCGCUCAGACGACCGUGGAAUCCGUGAACGAUGGAAAAACUGCAGCAUGGUACAUUCACAAGUACAUACAGGAAUCUUAUGGCCUGAGGGUACCGGAAGUACCAAAAUUGCCAAAAUUCCACACCGCCAUCGACGACGUUGACCUGAGCGUUGAGAUGUGCGGCCUGAGAUUUGAGAAUCCCUUCGGUCUGGCGUCCGCACCACCUUGCACUAGCAGUGCGAUGAUCCGACGAGCCUUCGAAGCUGGAUGGGCCUUCGUCAUCACGAAAACCUUCUCCUUACCGAAGGAUCUAGUCACCAACGUGUCGCCGCGCAUCAUCAAAGGCACAACGUCUCGCCAUCAUCACGGACCCGAGCAAAGCAGUUUCCUCAACAUCGAGCUGAUAUCCGAGAAGACUGCCAAUUACUGGUGCGCCAGUAUCGAAGAACUGAAACGAGAUUUCCCCACGAAGAUUGUCGUCGCAAGCAUCAUGUGCGUGUAUGACAAGGAUGACUGGACGUGCCUGGCGCAGCGUGCAGAAGCAGCUGGUGCCGAUGCCUUAGAAUUGAAUCUAUCCUGUCCUCACGGUAUGGGCGAAUCCGGAAUGGGCCUGGCUUGCGGACAGGAUCCAAAAUUGGUCAGAGACAUUUCCUCGUGGGUACGUGAAGCUGUCAAGAUACCGUUUUUCAUCAAAUUGACACCCAACAUCACCGACAUUGUUUCCAUUGCCAAAGCAGCUUACGAGGGUAAAGCCGAUGGUGUUACCGCAAUCAACACGGUGUCGGGAUUAAUGGGAUUGCGCGGCAAUGCGAUUCCCUGGCCGGCGGUCGGUCUCAAUAAGUCCACGACGUAUGGUGGGAUGUCGGGAAAUGCUACCAGACCCCAAGCUCUGAUGGCCAUUUCAAAGAUCGCAAAUCGCCUUCCAGGAUUUCCGAUACUUGGCACCGGCGGAGUUGAUUCGGCUGAUGUAGCGUUGCAGUUCUUGCAUUGCGGUGCGUCGGUCGUCCAGAUUUGUAGCGCUAUUCAGAAUCAGGAUUUCACCAUAAUAGACGACUACGUGACUGGCUUAAAAGCGUUGUUAUACUUGAAGAGCCUGGAACAGGUGAAGAAUUGGGACGGUCAGAGUCCGCCGACGUUGAAACAUCAGAAAGGCAAGCCUGUUUCCUUGCAACACGCUCUCGGCAAGCACGUACCGCAUUUCGGGGAGUAUCAAAAGCUACGCGAGCAGAAGACAGCUGAGCUGAAAGCGGACUCGAACCCCCUGGAGGAAGCCGUCGCGGUGACGCGGCCGGCUCCAGAACCGGUCGCGCCGAUACCCAGCAUCAGGGAAGUCAUCGGCAAAGCUUUACCUCAUAUUGGCAACUACAAACAAUUGGACAAUAAGGAGCAAGUGGUCGCCUUGAUCGACGAUGAUAUGUGCAUAAAUUGUGGCAAGUGCUACAUGGCUUGCGCCGACUCUGGAUACCAGGCGAUCAUCUUCGAUCCUAAAACCCACAUUCCCAGUGUGACGGACGAUUGCACUGGAUGCACGCUCUGUCUGUCUGUGUGUCCGAUUAUCGACUGCAUCACCAUGGUCCCAAAAACGAUUCCGCACGUAAUUAAAAGAGGUGUGCCAGUUUAAGUUUAUUGUGCACACUUCAUAUGUUGAAAUUUCAUUACAGAAUUUUAUUGUUUCGUGAAAAUUGUAUUGUAUAAAACUGUGUGCAUUGAUGUACGAAAAUUGUAUUGCGAUUUAGAAUCAAUAAUACCGUUUUUCUACAUACAAUAAUGAAUGACUUACAAUUGAGUAACUGUUAACAUCAAUUAAAUAAAGAAUUUUGUGUAAAAUGUAUGAUGUAAUAUAGCAGAGAGAAAUAAACGGCGGCUGAAAAAGA
Ooceraea biroi (clonal raider ant) is the source of this 3709-nucleotide messenger RNA. RefSeq names its product dihydropyrimidine dehydrogenase su(r) (gene su(r)). The record is from RefSeq and is a predicted model, not a curated record. NCBI's taxonomy places the organism in Eukaryota, Metazoa, Arthropoda, Insecta, Hymenoptera, Formicidae. Gene Ontology annotation, molecular function: dihydropyrimidine dehydrogenase (NADP+) activity; uracil binding; NADP binding. Gene Ontology annotation, biological process: uracil catabolic process; thymine catabolic process; 'de novo' pyrimidine nucleobase biosynthetic process. Gene Ontology annotation, cellular component: cytosol; cytoplasm.